ACUGCUGCGUCCACUGUAUCCUGGCGUGCUUGUUCUGUGAAUUCCUGACCCUCUGCAAUAUCGUCCUGGGACAAGCUUCCUGUGGCAUUUGCACCUCGGAAGUCUGCUGCUGCUGCUGUGGAGAUGAGAUGGGGGACGACUGUAACUGCCCUUGUGACAUGGAUUGUGGCAUCAUGGAUGCCUGUUGUGAAUCAUCGGACUGUUUGGAAAUCUGUAUGGAGUGCUGUGGAAUUUGUUUUCCUUCGUAAAUAUUUAUCUUUUGUUUGUGUUAAAACUGGAGAACGUUUUAAAAUUUCUCUUUUAAGAGGGAAGAAAAGCACGUGGUAAGAUUCUCUUGAAGUAACUCAGUAUUUGCACUGUUAACUCAUUUUUAAUUAUCUCUGAAAGCUUUUUUCUCUCACCAAAUCUACAUGGUUUAACAUGUGAAACUUUAACUAACUAGUUUUUGAAGACUUUUAAUAGAUUCUAAUAACUGAGGGACAUUUUGACACACACAUAUACCCCAAAAUGUUAAGUGUCUCCUCCUUUUUCUUGAUAGUUCCAUUUUUUUCUAACCAUUCUCAGGAGCCCUUUGCUCCAAAUAUUUUUUUCCAGUGGGUGUUUAAAUCAGACCACUUAUUUUUACAUUUAUCUGUUAGAGGUUAAAAGUAAGCAUUCUUUAUUUUAAAGAAAAGUCUUUGGCAUCCUGUGUUGAUCUCUAUACUCUGUCCGCCUGCACCACUUGCUCAGCAGACUUGAGUGCAGAUUGUGGAUGCUCUGCUGCCCAGGCUGUGAGAAGAAUAUCAUUCCCCUCCCAUCCACAGCAGUGUGCAGUGUAGCUGAGGAUAGAGACCUAAAAAGAAUGAGCCAUACUACAAUGAAUACUGAAGAGAGGAUUAUAAAAGAGAGAAACACAAAAGGCCAAGGGACCAAACAGAUGAGAACUACCAGAAUAUUGAGGAAGGCUUGAAGAGAAUGUGAAAUUUGAGGAUGCCUUUUAGGAUGAGCGAUUCAUCUGCUACUGGAAUGGGCUAUUUAGAUUUAGGACAAAGUUUUUAGUGGACAGCCUGAGCUGUGUGUGCCUUUAAUCAGUUAAAAGAAAAAUGCCUUCAGCACACUUUCUUUUUACUUGUAGCAAUACAGCUUUUUUUUUUAAAACAAAAAACCUAUAAAAUUCAAAUUAACUAAGAAUAUUCAUUUUCUUACAUAUAACUUAAAUGGUCUGAUAACAUUUUUGAUGAAAACAUAAUACCUUAUUAACAUAGCUAUG
Messenger RNA from Castor canadensis (American beaver), 1249 nucleotides. NCBI's taxonomy places the organism in Eukaryota, Metazoa, Chordata, Mammalia, Rodentia, Castoridae. The record is from RefSeq and is a predicted model, not a curated record.